Linum tenue is the source of this 548-nucleotide messenger RNA. NCBI's taxonomy places the organism in Eukaryota, Viridiplantae, Streptophyta, Magnoliopsida, Malpighiales, Linaceae. The record is from the annotation of a GenBank genome assembly.
AUGCUUGGCCACCAUAGUGAGAGGUUGCCUAUUGCCUUCGGAUUGAUAUUCAUUCCUCGUCAUUGUCCUAUAAGAGUAGUUAAAAAUUUGAGGGUAUGCAGGGAUUCUGAUAAUGCUACUAAAUACAUCUCAAAGAUAACUCAGAGGGCGAUCCUUGUUAGAGGUGCGGUCAGGUUCCAUUUGUUUGAGGAUGGAGCUUGCUCUUGUCGGGACUUUUGGAGGGUUCUUUCAUUAUCCAAAAUUGUGACUAUAUGUGUCACUUAACCUGGAUUAAAUUAGCCUUGCACAAGGAAUUAUCUUACUCCAAAAGGAUCGUCAAAGUCAUCAUGGAGCAGUCCGUUCAGCUACAGAUGGUGGUUGGAAAAGAACAAGUUAAAGUGGAAGGCACAUUGGAUAACUAUCUUCAACUUUAUGGGAAUCAAAAGAAAAUGAAGAUUACCUGCAACUCUCUGCAGAUCUCAAUUACUUCUGCCAUAGGAGCCCAGUCACCAAAGUUCCUCUCAACAAACUGGUUUCCACCACCAAGAGCCUUGAAGAAGUCCAUACCU